Molecule: messenger RNA, 3238 nt
Organism: Cynocephalus volans (Philippine flying lemur)
Lineage: Eukaryota; Metazoa; Chordata; Mammalia; Dermoptera; Cynocephalidae
Gene: PRR36
Product: proline rich 36
Exons: 6
Coding region: 1-3006 (1001 amino acids)
Source: RefSeq, a predicted model, not a curated record
AUGGACAAGAGGGACCAGGCCAGGGCCGGGGCCGCCGCGCGGACGCCGGCUUCUCGCCCUCCCGGCCUUCCGACCCCCAGGCUCCCAGGGUCUCCUCGACCCCCUCCCCCGGUAACCUCCGCAGCCCUCCGAGUUCUGGGAGCAGCAGGAGCUGCGGGGCGAAGGCCCCUGGCGGAGCGAGCCGGGGGUAUCGGCGGAGCCGCUCUUCCGGAGGCUGCCCCCCGAGUGGGACCGACGCGGGGCGCCGGGACAGGCCCCCGGAGCCCAGCCUCCAGGCCCCCAGCAGCUGGGAGAGGGGAGCGGACCCCCACCAAGACUCCAGUCCCGGGCUCUGUCUCUAGCCCGGGGCGUGCCAGUGGGACCACCAGGCCAGGCCCCCUCGGCCAGAAGGGUCUCCGUCCCACAGCUGAGGAACUUGUGGCCAGAGGAAAAGCCCCGGAGGCUCCCAGAAGGAAUGCCCUGAGCACCGGGGCACGGAGAGAUUCUUCGGGGCUCACCCCAGGCGGCCCCUCCCCGGCCAUCGCCCGUCGGUCCCAGGCGGCGGGCGGUGAGGUGGGACUUUCCAGGCCAGGUCCGAGUGCUCGGCCACGGCCCCCGACCGAGGCCCCCAGGAAAUCAGUGAGCAGCAGCACGGAGCGCAGCGUAGUCGAGCCGAGCCCAGCUGCUAGGAGGCGGCCUAAUGCCGGCGGGAGCCUCCAGAGACCAGCCUCGCGGCCCCUGAGCUCCAGCUUCACCCCUCUGUCCUCCCCAGCCCGCUCUGGAGCCUCGCCCCGUGGAACACCCCGGGCUCCUGCGCAUCCCUUGCAGCCCAAGUCCAAAGGGCUGCAGGCUCUGCGCCCCCCACAGGCCACAUCCCUAAAGAAGGACACAGCCCCACUGCAGCACCCUCUCUCUUCUCCCUUGGCCACACCCUCUCCGCUGGGUCCCCACGCACAACAGGCACCGCCUUCCCACAUCAGAGACGCGUCUCUGCCGGACACACUCCCACCCUCUCCACCGACCACGCCCCCUCCACUGGCCCCGCCCCACAACCAGGCUCCGCCCUCCCCACAGACCACGCCCCUCUCACAGGAUUUUCCUUGUCCCUUGGCCACGCCUCUUCCACUAGGCCCUCCUGCGCCUGCUCCACUCUCUCUGCAGACCCUCCCUUCUCCACCGGCCACGCCCCCUCUUCAAGCUCCACCCCCACACCUGAGUGCAUCCUUUCCGGAAGCAUCUGCCUCUGCCCCGGCCACGGCCGCUUUUGUGGCUCCAUUCUGUCCAUCGGUUUCCCCCACUCUGCAGAGUAUGCCUCCCACCCAGGCUUCUCCGGCUUUGCCCCUUCUUCUGGCUCCACCCUCGCCCGUGGCCACACCUCCUUUGUCAGCUCCACCACCAGCCACGCCCCCUCCACUAGUCCCUGUUUCUCCGGCCACAUCUCUGCGGAAACCGCCCUCUCCCCUAGCCACAUCCUCUCUGCCGUCCCUUCCCGCCCUGACCACGUCCCCUCCACGAACACGUCCUUCUCUGUCUCCGCCCCCUCCUCAGGCCACGCCCUAUCCACCUCUCACACCGCCCUCGCAGGACCCUCCUGUCCCUGACACAGCCCCUCCUCAGGCCACUCCCUCUCCCCUGACCAUGCCCCCCACGCAGGCCCCACCUUCUCUGACCUCCCCGCCUCUGCAGGCCCCUCCCUCUCCUCUGGCCGGGUCUCCUCUGCAGACCCCACCUUCUGUGGGCUCGCUCCCUCUACAGGCCACGCCUCCUUUCCUCCCCACGGCCCCUAUGCAAACCCAACCUCUGACCUCACCCCCUCUGCAGGCCUCUCCUCCCCCUGCCACACACCCUCUGCCCCUUCCCUCUCCUCCAGCCUCACCCCCAACCUCUCCCCUUACCACGCCGCCUCUGCAGGCCCCACCUUCGCUAGCCUCGCCUCCUCUGCGGGUCUCUCUCUUUCCCUCUGCCUCACACCCCCGGUCUUCUUUGGCCACACCCUCUCCACUGGCCCCAUCUUUUCUGGCGUUGUCCCCCACGCAGGUCCCGUCUCCUACCAUGACCACGCCCCCUCCACAGGCCCCGCCUUCUCUGGACUUGCCCCCUCUGCGGGUUCGUCCCCCUACCCUGACCACGCCCCCUCUGCAGGCCCCACCUCUCCUGGCCCCGCCCCCUGUGCGGGGCCCUCCCUCUCCCCCUGCCUCGCCCCCUCUACCUACUCCACGCCGCCCUCCGACCCCGGGUCCGGAUGCCAACAUCUCGGGCCCACGGCUGACUCUGGCGCUGGCCCCGGCCCCGCCGCCGCCGCCCUCGCGCAGCCCGUCCAGUACGCUGAGCGGCCCGGACCUGGCCGGCCACAGCAGUAGCGCCACGAGCACGCCCGAGGAGCUGCGCGGCUACGACAGCGGGCCCGAAGGCGGCGCCGCGGCCUCCCCUCCUGCCGACGCGGAACUCGCCGCCUGCCACCCGGCCUCCUGGAGCCGAGGACCCGCUCCACCGCUGGCCAUCCGCGGCGCCCCGGGAGCGCCUCUGCCGUGGCCUCCAGCUGCCGGGCCGGGCUCCGCUGACGGCUUGUGCACCAUCUACGAGGCUGAAGGGCCCGAGUCGGCGAACCCCGCCCCAGGCGCGCUGGAUCCGGGGCCCGGGCCCGGCGCGGGAGGUGGGAAAGUGGCGGCUGGGGCGGGGGCGGGGGCGUCCUCGCGGAGCCCGAAGUCCGCGCGCCUGGGCGAGCUGCCGCUGGGGGCGCUGCAGGCGAGCGUCGUGCAGCACCUGCUGAGCCGGACGCUGCUGCUGGCGGCGGCCGAGGGUGCCGCAGGCGGCAGCGGCGGUGGUCCCGGGGGUGCGGAGGGUGGUGGAGUCGCAGGGGGUGCCCGGGCUGCGCUCAGUGACGCAGAGCUGGGCCGCUGGGCCGAACUGCUGUCUCCCCUGGACGAGUCCCGUGCCAGCAUCACCUCGGUCACCAGCUUCUCCCCGGACGACGUGGCCUCCCCACAGGGUGACUGGACGGUAGUGGAGGUGGAGACCUUUCACUGAACCGGACCCCAGCCCCGCCUAUCACACCCCAUCCCUGCCUUCGGAUCCGCCCCUACGGUUAUGCCCGUUUGUCUUAGACCCCGUCCCCCCUCCUCUGGAACCCCCCACUCUCGCUGGAUUGGUCUUAGCUCCUUAGAGCCCUAGUCUUUUGCUCCAGGCUCCACCGCUGCCUUUGGCCUAGGCUCGGGACCCACCCACACCUUUGUCCUAGGCCCUACCCUCGAGCCACGGC